AUGCUCCGGCUCAGAACACCGGGCACCGGGCCCUCAGUGCUGAGAAUUGCCGCGACUUCGGGCAUUUUGGCCGGGGCUUUUGCCGUGUUUCAACUCGGUUAUCUGAUCCUCACCGUCGAUGCCCUUGUCAAACUCUUUUUGACGUUCUUGUACACUCAUCUGAACUCCGAGCAAAAGCGAAAGCACACAAAAGACCACGAGUUUUUUUUCAGCCAGAAGGAUCUGCCGCAGGUAGAACCACAACAGCCAUGUGAACUCGAAAAAGUCGAAGUCCCUUCAGUCAGCGUCAGCGACCUGGGUGUCGACGACAGAGAACCUGAGGUGGUUGGCUGCGUUGUUGGGUGGCGUGAGGAUGAAGAGCUCUACGCCCGGUGUCUUGAGAGCCUCUUCAGCACGCCAAGCUGUACCACCAUCGUCGCAGGUAUUGAUGGCGACGAGAUAGAAGAUGAGCGGAUGGUGGACGUUUUCCAAAAGGCCUACCCCGAUGGUGUCGUGUUUCGACUGGCUCAGCCUCUCUCAGAGACCUUGGAACAUCUAGCAACUCUGGCAGAUGUAGACUUGCUCAAUGAUGAGGCUGGCCAGGAAGCUAUCACGGAGCGUCUGCAAAGCUACGUCCGAGAGCUCCUCGCAGAGGACCUGCUUCCAAGCCACCUUCGCGAUGUCAAAGCCAUAUGCGUCGUUCAGCCGCACCGAUCCAAGAAGGAUAUCCUAUUCACGACCUUAAUUGUCGCCACGAUUCUAGCUCAAGCGCAGUCCAUCGACUUCGUUUUCAGCACCGACUCCGACUCAACCGUCUCUCCGGAGGCCAUACCCAAGAUGGCACGAAAGCUUAGCAGCGAUCAGAAUAUCGGUGGUGUUUCAGGGCAUAUGCGAUUCUUCCACCCCAACCCGACAUUUAUCACGAAGGUCGCGACGUCGUACUACUGGUUCCAACAGGAUGUCUACAAGAUCCAGGGGGCAAUUUUCGGAGCUAACGAGUGCCAACCUGGGCCGUGUGGUGCCUUCCGAGCUUCUGCACUGACCAAGGUGCUGGUCCCUUGGUCCUGCCAGCGAGUGCUAGGCCGAAAAAUGAUCACCAACGAGGACAGACACCUAACAACGCGGCUCCUCUGGGCCGGCUACGACGUGCACCACGUCCCCGACGCCGUCGUCUACACCGACACGCCCGACACCUUCUCCACCUGGGUCAGGCAGCAGGUUCGUUGGUCCAGGGGCACCAUGAUCGAGACGAUCUGGUACCCGCGCAUGGUCUCGCGCCUGUCGCCCUGGCACCUCUUCACCAUCCUCAAGUCGCGGCUGAUGCCGAUCGUCAUCUUCUGUAUGGUCGUCAGCUCGGCCGUCACGGGCCGGCGGCUGCUCGGCGGCAUACUGGACCGCGUCGUCGCCGACAUGGUCACGACCGUCGACCUGUUCUGCUGCCUCUCGCUCCAGGUGGCGUACCUUGUGUUCCUGGGACCCAAUGAUACCAUCCUGCAGGAUCUGAUCUACCUCGUUCCUGCGCUGGCCUGGUUCCUGGUCUUGUCCCCUAGUAUUGUUGUCUGGUCGCUGAUUACUGUAUUGGACGGGUCCUGGGGAACCCAGCCCCGUGCCGUGGCAAGAAAAGCAUCUGAUGGGUGCACCAGAUCUAAUAUCAGACACGCGUCGAAUGAGGUUGUAUUUGUUCUGUGCUGGCUGGGCGUGUUCGCUAUAGCUGGUAUUCGGGAUUAUUAUCACACGGGCACCAUGAUGUAA
Molecule: messenger RNA, 1731 nt
Organism: Diaporthe citri
Lineage: Eukaryota; Fungi; Ascomycota; Sordariomycetes; Diaporthales; Diaporthaceae
Exons: 3
Coding region: 1-1731 (576 amino acids)
Biological process (GO): hyaluronan biosynthetic process; extracellular matrix assembly
Molecular function (GO): hyaluronan synthase activity
Source: RefSeq, a predicted model, not a curated record